AUGGAUAUCGAAGGAUUCCGCAAAGCGGGCUACGCAGCCGUCGAUCGGAUCUGCGACUACUAUGCGUCGCUCUCGACGCUGCCGGUCUCGUCAGCUGUCGCUCCUGGAUUUCUGUCGCAUUCGAUCCCAUCGGAUCCUCCCAACGAUCCGGAAGAAUGGGAGACAAUCGAUUCGGACUACCACUCGAUCAUCAUGCCCGGCAUCACGCACUGGCAACAUCCCAACUUUUACGCUUACUUUCCCUGCAACGCCUCGUUCCCCGGUGCGAUCGCCGAUCUGUACUGCGCGGCCAUCAGCAACCCAGGCUUCAACUGGAGUGUCUCGCCCUCAGUAACCGAGCUCGAGAUCCUCAUGGUCGAUUGGGUCGCCAGAAUGUUGGGUUUGGACGAGCAGUGGCUGAGUACGAGCAAGAGCGGCACAGGUGGUGGUGUGAUCUUGGGUAGCGCAAGCGAGGUGGCGUUGACCGUGGCCAUCGCUGCUAGAGAGAGAUGUAUCAGGAUCUUAGCAGAUCGAUUUCCGAUGCCGAUGCCAACGACUGCACAAACGACGCAUGUGGAUGGCGAGCGUGCCAACGAGGUGGUGCAAGGACAAAGUGUGUAUGUGGAACCAGAACCAAACCUGGCUUUACACAGCAAGAGCGCAGCUGGAGCUGCAGCGCAGGUGCGAGAGCCAUCGACGGUGCGAGCCAACACGAGCGUGGCGCAGUGGCGUGCCAAGCUCACAUCGCAACUCGUUGUCUACGGUACCACGCAAACGCACAGCAUUGCCGCCAAAGCGGCUCUCAUCCUCGGCCUCGAAUUCCGCGCGCUACACGUCGCAGCUCCACACUACUCUCUGGACGCCGCCACUCUCUCGCAAGCACUGCGAGAGGAUAUGCAACAGGGGCGCAUACCGUUUCUGUUGAUCGCCACCAUCGGCACCACCUCGUCGGGCGCGGUGGACCACCUCUCGGAAAUCGUCGAGGUAGUGCAUCAGUAUCCAACACUGUGGCUUCACGUUGACGCAGCGUAUGCGGGCGUGUGUCUGUCGCUCCCCGAACUGCGCUCCGCGAUGCACCUGGGCGCGAUCAACAGUGGCAAAGUGGACAGCUUCAGCACCAACCUUCACAAGUGGGGGUUGGUGCAAUUCGACUGUUCGCCCGUUUUUCUUCGAGAUCGUGGACAUUUCUCGCGCGCACUUACCAUCACACCGGAAUACCUGCGCACCAAACACGGCGAUGCAGGCGACGUGCUCGAUCUGCGCAACCUCCAGAUCUCGCUCGGAAGACGAUUCCGAAGUCUCAAGAUCUGGUUCGUCCUCCGCUCCUACGGCGUCAGCGGGUUUCAGCAACAUCUGCGCUCCACCAUCGAGCUCGCACAUUGUUUCGAAACAUUGGUACGACAAGACAAGUCGCGCCUGUUCCAGAUCGUCGCGCCUCCAAGGUGGGCGUUGGUAGUCUUCCGACUCAAACCCCCGCACGACCAACAAGACGUCCAGCAGAGCGAGCGCUUGGACAGCUUGAACCUCCUCUUUUGGCAACAACUGCAACAGUUGACAGCCGAAUUCGUUCUCACCCAGACCAAGCUGCCCGGCAUAGGCAUCUGUCUGAGGUUUGUCGUAGGAAGUCCACAGACCAGGCUCCACCAUGUCGAGAGCACGUGGAACCGGAUCAGCCAAACUGCAUUAAAGACGUGGGCCAAAUUCAACGACACCUCAACAGCCUCUUAG
This is a messenger RNA of Mycosarcoma maydis (corn smut), 1707 nucleotides long. RefSeq lists its product as uncharacterized. The coding region runs from base 1 to 1707 and encodes 568 amino acids. Gene Ontology annotation, molecular function: carboxy-lyase activity; pyridoxal phosphate binding. The transcript has a single exon. The record is from RefSeq and is a predicted model, not a curated record. NCBI's taxonomy places the organism in Eukaryota, Fungi, Basidiomycota, Ustilaginomycetes, Ustilaginales. Gene Ontology annotation, biological process: amino acid metabolic process.